Molecule: messenger RNA, 738 nt
Organism: Didymosphaeria variabile
Lineage: Eukaryota; Fungi; Ascomycota; Dothideomycetes; Pleosporales; Didymosphaeriaceae
Exons: 1
Coding region: 1-738 (245 amino acids)
Source: RefSeq, a predicted model, not a curated record
AUGCUCCUCCUCACUCUCAUACUUGCCCUCAUCGGCCUCGCGGUCGCCUUGCCCGCUACCAAUCUAUCCACAGCCGAGAGCUGGCCCGCCUGGGCAUGCUCCGAUCCCAACUUCCACGGCUUCUGCGACCGUAUCUACGCCGACCAGAAAUGUGUGAACCUCCCCGAGCAGUUGAACGGCAAAGUGUCCUCGAUGAUGCAGUGGACCGGCUACGCCUGCGACUACUACUCCGACGACGACUGCCAGUUCAUUCAUUCUAAAAUGCGCGGCGACUUCCACGGUGAAACCAUCAAUGGCGUGGCGAUCAAAUGGUUCCAGGACAUGGGCCCGUUCGACGACAAGAUGAAGAGCGCGUACUGCAAGGCGUACGUGGAUGGGGCGAAUACUGCCUCGAUCCCUUCAGUUGAAGAGGGCUGGCCACACGGCGAGACUCUCACCGCCGAUCUCAUCCAAACUCCUGGUGCUGUCACUGUGUUCAGCAAGCCAAACUUUGCGGGCGACAAGACCUACGUCAAUGCAUUCGCCAAGUGCAGCCGGACGUUCGGUUGGGGAACUAUCAACUCACUCAAGCAGGAGCAAGGCGCUGUGUGUCGCUACUACCAGUCGAAAGGCUGCUUUAUUUCGAAUGCUGUGCCUGUUCUUCGCCACGACUCGACAACCGCUGCUUGGGAUGCGGCUGAUCUGGGUGCAUGGGCUUUAAGGAUUCAGUCUUUCAGGUGUGACCUCGUGGCUCCUUAG